This is a messenger RNA of Salvelinus sp. IW2-2015, 4438 nucleotides long. Its product is annotated as protein ENL. NCBI's taxonomy places the organism in Eukaryota, Metazoa, Chordata, Actinopteri, Salmoniformes, Salmonidae. Gene Ontology annotation, biological process: positive regulation of DNA-templated transcription. Gene Ontology annotation, molecular function: chromatin binding. Gene Ontology annotation, cellular component: transcription elongation factor complex. The record is from RefSeq and is a predicted model, not a curated record.
GGAGGGGUGCUGUCUGGCUUCCGGUUUUAGGCUGAAUUUGACACACAAUGAGGUGCAGGGAACAACCUAUCGCGAAACGCCGCUGUAAAUAAAUAGAACAAUCACUGAAGCCACAGAAUCAUGGAGAAUCAGUGCACAGUGCAGGUGAAGCUGGAGCUAGGACACCGAGCCCAGUUGAGGAAGAAGGUGACCUCGGAGGGCUUUACCCACGACUGGAUGGUGUUUGUGCGAGGGCCUGAGACUGGGGACAUACAGCACUUUGUGGAGAAGGUUGUCUUCCGGCUCCAUGAGAGCUUCCCCAAACCCAAGAGAGUAUGCAAGGAGCCACCAUACAAAGUGGAGGAGUCGGGCUACGCUGGGUUCCUCAUGCCUAUCGAGGUCUACUUCAAGAACAAGGAGGAGCCUAAGAAGGUGUGUUUCAACUAUGACCUCUUCCUGAACCUGGAGGGGAACCCCCCUGUCAAUCACCUGCGCUGUGAGAAACUCACCUUUAACAACCCCACACGGGAGUUCAGACGCAAGCUGGUCAAGGCUGGAGGGGUCAUGGUGGUGCCGGAAGGGACAGAGGCGGUGUCGAGGCCUAGUCCAGACUACCCCAUGCUCCCCACCAUCCCACUGUCUGCCUUCUCAGACCCCAAGAAGACCAAGACCUCCCACGGGUCAAAGGAGCCCAGUAAAGAGGGCAGUGGAGGCAGCAGUAAAGGGACCAAGCCCCACAAGCUGACCAAGGAGCACCGCGAACGCCCCCGCAAAGACUCUGAGAGCAAGGCUGCGUCAAAGGGUGACAGUGACCGCGACGGGGGAGGAGGGGGCAGCAGCAAGAGUGCCCGUGAGCCCUCAUCCUCCUCUUCCAAGAAGCCAGCGGAGAUCAAAGUGAAAGACGAGGGCAAGGUCCUUCCCAAGGCCGCCUUCAAAGAGCCCAAACUCACACUGAAGGAGGCCAAGAUAGAGGGCAUGUCCCCCAAAGGAGGGGGGACUGGGGGAGGGGUCCCACUGGAGCCCAAAGCCCCUGGGAAGCGGCCUUCCACCGCGGAGUCUCCCAAACCCAGUGCCAAGAAGCCAAAGAAGGGCAGCUCAGAGGGAUCUAAGGUGGCAGCUGCAGUGCCCUUCACUGGAGCCUCUCCCCGGGUCUCGUCAUCAUCUUCAGUCAUCCCAGGCUACCCAGAGAAGAAACCCCCCAAGGAGAAAGGCCGCUGGCCCAAGAGCAGCAAGGCCGACACUCAGGAGGCCAAGGAGCCCAAGAAACUGCCUGAGUCUGACGACUCCAACUCUGAGGAUGAAGCCUCCUCCAAAUCAGAGCAGUCAGUCCCCUCCAGUCCCUCUAACUCCAGCUCCAGCUCUGACUCCAGCUCAGAGUCUGAUUUUGAGCCUGGACAGAAACAAGGCCAAGGCCCGCUGCGCUCUAUGGUGGAGGACCUACAGUCAGAGGGGUCAGAUGAUGAUGACAGCAGCUCAGAGGAAGGGACGCCUGUCAAGACCAACCCGCCCAACCGUGACUCUCGACUGAGCCUGGACAGCGAGAGUGACAGCAGUGAAAGCUCGCACCGCCCCAGUCGAGACCCGGCGCCGCCUCCACAGAAACACAGCUCCUCCAAUAACAAGGUCUUGGGCAGGAAGAGCCCAGACAUCUGCAGCCGCCCAGAGAAGGUGCUGAAGAAGGGAUACGACAAGGUAGGAAGGGCCUACACAGAGGAGUUGGUGGACCUCCACCGCAGACUAAUGGCUCUGAGGGAGCGCAACGUCCUACAGCAGAUAGUGAAUCUGAUCGAGGAGACGGGCCACUUCAACGUGACCAACACCACCUUUGACUUUGACCUGUUCUCUCUGGACGAGUUGACCGUCCGCAAACUACAGAGCUGCCUGGAGACCACGGCCACGUGACAGGAAGCCUGCAGCGCAGAGGACCGCGGCGGGGCCGGUGCUGGGCUGCUGUCUCUCCUCAGCCCCUGGACCCCCACUGGGGAGGUGGAGCUGUAGCAGAGCUACAGAGAGAAACCACAGAAUAACAAUAGAACACACACUUUCACUAUUUGCUGGAGAAUGGAGGAACAGGACGAGGGAGGAGAGAGGAGAGAGGAUGAGGUCAGAGCAGCUAUGCCACUGUCCCGCUAACCUGAACUGGACUGGGGGACCAGACUAGAGGAGCUGGCCUGGGACUGGCAAGAGAUGUAUUAUAUAUGUUUGUUAUGGAGAGCAGCAGAGCAGCCUGUGUGCAGAACUGUGGAAUGCGACCACUCUCCUCCCCCUCUCGCCUCACUUCUAGCCAUUGCAAACCCAAUACUUCCCUCCUCCUCUCCUUCCUCCCCACUCACACACUCUUACCCGGCACAACACUCCUCCCCUCCCCCUCAUCUCUGCUGGAGUUAAUUUCUCUGUAGGAAUAUUCCUGUCUAUGCAUGCAUGCAUUCGGGUGUGUGUCUGUGUGAGCAUUUCAGAGGCUUUAGGGGGGAUGUCUUUGGUUAGUCACUUUUUCAGUGUUCUUUAAGCUAGCUUGAGCACAAGCAACAGCCCUUACACACACACUCACAGUGAGAGGCAUUUGGGUCCCAUGCCAGGGUGUCUCUACACACGCAGGCACUAAGUUGUGUAUGUGCCUGUUGGUGGUAGUGUUCUGGAUGGGGUUCAUCUCUUGUCAGUUUGUCAGUUCAAACAUCCCUCCCUCCUUCCAUCUCGAUGUGCAUGAAAGGGCUCAACAGUUAGGGGAAAUAGCUGUGGAGGAUCACUUCUGAAUGGCCUUUUUAAGUGGUGGGGGGUAAAAAGCCGUAGCCAUAGACCCCCCCCCCCAAAACAAUGGUCCACGCUUUUUUACAUUUUAUUAUUGUACUGAUAAGUUUGGAGUAUUUGUGGGAUUGCGAUUCAGAUACCUGUGAGCUAUGAAUGUAUUACUGUUCAUUUUCUAGGGCUAGCAACAAACCUACUAUCAUCUCAGUGCCUUUAUGCGUUGGCCAGUGUGAGGGCCCACUGACACUGGUUAAAGAGCAAGUCCCUCUCCUGACUAAGUGUUACUUGGGAAGCCUGAAAGUCCAUUUGUCAUAAGUGCCCUCUCUUAAAAUCAGUUGAUGCUCCCAGUGGGGUUUCUCUGCUUCUUCCAGUGAUCUCUGCUAUUAUUAGGAACACAAGCCUUCCAGAAAUUCUAAGACUCAUCUGUUCAUCAGCGGUGGUACUUUGCCUUGUUUCUUUCCAGAUCCUAAUGGUUGUAUAGCUGAUAUUGUGUUGUGUCUGAGGUUUAGUUUUCUAUGGAUAGGGUCAGUGCCAGACCAGGCCUCAGUCAGCCAGCCAGUCAGUCAGCCUGCUAGACAUGUUUCUCUUACUGGGGCCCCUCUAGCCUUCACGUCCACUGUGGUUUCACACUCCGACUAACAGUAAAGUUUUCUCUUCGGGUGCUCCCCCUCACUGUCUUUCUGUUUCACCUAGUGAACAGCUGUAUUUAUUUUGAUGAUAAUAGCUUUAAUAGUUGUGUCCGUUCUGUUGCCUGGGCCUGCAAAGUGCACACACAGCUCUCUGGCCCUUCUUCUCCUCUGUGAGGGUGCUGUGGUGUUGAGGUCUGAAUGUGUGGAUCUGUUCUAGAGUGAAACAACAACCGCCUUAAGUUCCUCUCUGCAUCCACUCUGCUCUGUCCACCACCCCUUUAUUUGUCUGGCUGUGCCUAUGUCAACAUCCCUGCCAGGGAUUUUUAAAAGAUGUACUUUGCAACUGUGUGAGUGGGAUGGGUUGUGUGUGUCAAGCGAGAGGAACGUUCUUGUCCUCGUGUGUGUGAAUAUGAGGGGGGGGGGGGGCUGAAGGGUUGAGUGGCAGGCAGCUCUGUGCAGCUCUUCCAUAGAGAAGCCCCACCAACCGUCUACCAACAGUCAAUCUUUUAUUUAUGUACCUCUGCACUUUUGGCUGUGGUGACUUCAGUACUUAAGUAAUUAUCUAAACUGUAUUUUUAAGAAUUUUAUACAAUAUUUACAUGCAAUACAACAUGAAUAGAUUUUUUUGCCAACCUUUUUUUAAAUUAUUUAAUAGUUUUUAUUUGUGUUGGCAUGUGUUAUUAUACAUACAGAAACAUGCUGUCAAUUCUGUUAUUUUAGGCCUAAUGUUGCGCCAUGGAGAACUUCCCUGAAUGUUGUAUUGUGUAUCAUAGUUGUUGCAGUUGGACACCAUGGAACAGGUGUUGGGAAUAUGUUUGAUGUAUGAGCUAACCAAGUCUAUAUCAUACGGUAUACAUUUAUCAAGGAGGAAAAGGUGGACUUUUCAGUGAGAAUAAGUAUUUUUAUGUGUAUGUCCUAUUAUAAUUUGAGUAUUUUUAACUCAAAGUAUGAGGCAGUGUUCUAUUUGUCCGUACUCUAUGAGGCAUGGUUACGAAGCCCAGGCACAAACUCACCCUCUCUUUGGUUCAAUAUUGAUCUGUAUUUUUAUCCAAGUGCGAUCCCUUAAACUGUUAAACAAUAACACCAUA